This is a messenger RNA of Cotesia congregata, 669 nucleotides long. Lineage: Eukaryota; Metazoa; Arthropoda; Insecta; Hymenoptera; Braconidae. The record is from the annotation of a GenBank genome assembly.
AUGUCUCAGAUCACAUUUACAAAGGAAAAAGAACUCCCAUAUUUCCUUCCGAGUGAAGUAGUGCUGCAUAACAGCUUAUCUGACUGCUGGGUAUCAUAUUUGGGCAAAGUAUACGAUCUAACGGCAUUAUGUAAAUCGUGUGAAGAUCGUCCGGAGAUAAAGCCGAUCCUCUUAUUCGCGGGCAAGGAUAUAAGCCACUGGUUUGAUCGUCUCACGGGAGAUAUCCAGCAUCAUGUGGAUCCGCGAACGGGGGCUUUGGUGCCCUACUGUCCUCAUGGGCCCAUUCCCGACGUAGGAAUUCCCGAACCCUCGAGCACUUGGAGACCUUUGGAGCAAGUUCCCUGGUGGCGGGACACUAAAUACCUCCUUGGAAAUCUUACUCGGAACCCGAGGCCGUGUCGCGUCAUCAACACGCUCAUUGCCAAGGAGGCGCUCAUUUGGGUCUGCGAAGAAGAUACGAUAAAAAGAAUCCAGGAACGGUUCAAGCUCUUCAACUCAAACAGCUCCGACUAUCUCUGGAAAUCGGAAGAAAAAAUUCUAGAUCUAAAUAAAACUCUAACAGACAACGGGAUUCCUGACGAGAGAGAACGUUUUCUUCGCUGCGGAUUACCCGACAAUUUUUAUGUCCCCAGUAUUUUAUGCUACUACAAGGAUAUCGUUAAAUUAUAA